AUGGCUACCGCGUCCUUCGUCACCUACCUCCAGAGGCCCGGGGAGCUGCCGGUGCCGGAGUUCCGGGCGCCGCCGCCGUCCCCGGUCACCGGCGUCCUCACGGGCAGCAGCUCGGGGUCGUCCGGGUACGGGGAGUGCCAGGAUGACGACGAGAUCGGCAGGUUCCUGCGCUGCUCCGCCAGGGUCCCCGUGCUGCGGCUGCCGGAGAGGCCCGGCCCGCGGAGGAACAGGAAGAAGCCGGAGCCGGCGCCGCCCGUCAUCGACGUGCGCGUGCUGGACUCACCGUCGCCGGUGGCUGGAGGCGUGCCGGCGGCGGAGGCGCUGAGGUCGGCGGCCGUCGCGUUCGGCUGCUUCCAGGUGGUCGACCACGGGGUCGACGCGGGUUCGGUCUUGGCGGCGUUACGUGAUGCGACGGCGAGGGGAAGAUCGCCGGCGCCGGAGGAGGGUAGCGGAGGAGACGAGGAUAGCGAGGAGCUGUGGUGGCCGCCCGGCCAAGGAGACAGAGAAAUGGCGGGAAAUCGGCCGUUGCGAAAUGGUGCCAAGCAAAUCAGGAACGCAGCAGAUGACUUGUUCGCUCAGCUUGAGCAAGUUUCAACCAAGCUCCUGCACGCCUUGCAGCAAGGCAAGGAAGCCGCCGACGCCGCAGAACCAACAUUGGCGAAGGCUGACGCAAACGCCUCGCUUCUCUGCAUCCGCAAGCACCAACGCGACGGCAGCAGCGCGUCCGGUCCGGUCGGCCAAGAUGACGUCCUGCGGAUGCUGGUACGGAGCUCGCGGUGCUCGCGCGCCCUCGCCCUCCACCUCUGCCCCGGCGCGUCGGCGUUCCACGUCUUCUCCCGGAGAAGCUGGUCGAGGUUCCGGCCCCUCAACGGCGCCGUAGUGGUCACUGUCGGGGACCAACUCCAGGCAUGGAGCUGUGGGCUCUACAAGAGCGUGUCUGGGAAACCAGCUUACAGCAGCGGCGAUCUCCAAGAUGACGGUGCCGUCUCGGCAGAGUUCUUCCUUUCCUGCGCUUCGGUCGGCGCAGCAAAGGACGCCCUGAACGUGGGCGCCAGCAAGGUCUUCCCGCUGAAUCUGCAGAUCAUUGUAGCGGCUUGCCUUGUGCUGGUUUACCAUUUCUUCCUCUCAUGCUCCUAUGCGAUCUGGUAAUGUUCAGCAGCUGCAGGGCUUGUUUCCCCUGCCUGAACAUGCAAGUAACGGCACAACUUGUUUGCCACUGUUAGUCAGCCGAAAUGUCAGGAAAAAAAGUACCAACCAAAUUUGGCAUUGGUUGUCGAAAGGAAAGUGUUGCUCAUAUACCAAAGAUCUACUCUAAAUCACCAAAAGUGUUGCAAUCAGCACCCUACUGUUACUUUUAGAUGCGAGCAAGUUUCCAUACACUGGAUCCAAUAUCCAAAAAUCAACAGCCCUGACCCCAGAUGGUACCUAAUCAGACGUCUCAUCCAUAUAUGCAUGGUAACUAGUGCUACUCAACAACAUUGGACAAAAAUUGAAAGCAAUACAACAGGGAGCUGCAUCCAGGGUUCCAAAAUCCCCUUUUCAUGUUUCCAGUAACAAUAUAUGAAGCCCCAUUUUCCUUUAAAUAAUUCUAAGGGUCAGCUUCAAA
Panicum hallii is the source of this 1606-nucleotide messenger RNA. RefSeq lists its product as uncharacterized. NCBI's taxonomy places the organism in Eukaryota, Viridiplantae, Streptophyta, Magnoliopsida, Poales, Poaceae. The record is from RefSeq and is a predicted model, not a curated record. The transcript has 3 exons. The coding region runs from base 1 to 1149 and encodes 382 amino acids.